This is a messenger RNA of Plasmodium coatneyi, 4296 nucleotides long. RefSeq lists its product as uncharacterized. The coding region runs from base 1 to 4296 and encodes 1431 amino acids. NCBI's taxonomy places the organism in Eukaryota, Apicomplexa, Aconoidasida, Haemosporida, Plasmodiidae. Gene Ontology annotation, molecular function: DNA-binding transcription factor activity. The record is from RefSeq and is a predicted model, not a curated record. The transcript has a single exon. Gene Ontology annotation, biological process: regulation of DNA-templated transcription.
AUGAAAAUCGUAACCAUUCACAAGGGUGAAAUUGCACAGAUUAGUAAGGCCAAUGGAGACCCCCCCGAGGGUUACAAUACGGACAACAUUAAUGGGCAUAUCAGCGGUUGUGAGAAACCCGAGGGGGUUAGCUCCCCAUUGGAGAAAAAGUUCGUCCGUGACCGUGGUGUAAAUCUCCUACGCAGUAAUGAAUCCCACGGGGAAAAGGAGAAUUCGUGUGUUUCUAGUAACACCGGAGGAAGUACCCCCGUGGGUGGUCGUGAAUAUGUCCGUCGUCCACAGAACACCACGGGAUUUGUGCACAUUGGUGAGGGUAACGUCGAAAAGGAGACAAGUCCAACACGAAGGAACAAUCCCUGUUGGGGAAGAGGAACAAACGGAACACCUUCAACAGAGUACCAACGUAGCGAAGACGCCGAAUCACCACCUUGCCGUCAUUCUAACUGUUCAGUGAGAAAAAAUAAUUUUUCUAAUGGUGGUCACUCCCGAUUGGUGAACCCCCCAAAUGGAUUUCUUCCCAACAGGGGUGGUAAGUAUACAUCGAAUGGACAGGGUGGGGAGGAUCAAAACAUUUAUUUUCCUCGUUCAUGGAAGGGGGGAAGACCCAACUGUGCAUUCUCCACCCCUGUGGAGGAUCGGAUGCAUCCUAGUCGAGGAGGGAAGGAGGAAGAAGGAGAUAGAAAGGAAAUGAUCCCCCACGCGUAUGAAGCAGAAUCGACUGUCGACGGGAAAAAUGGUCCUAUUCUUCCAGGUAGCACCAGUGGAAGCACACGGAAUAGGGCGAUUUUCCACCAUCGUGAAAAGGCUGAGGAAGGAGAAAACCGUCCGAAGGGGGAACAAAAUGUGCAUAGAUGCUUUUCGAAGUUAAUUGAGACGAAGGGAGGAAGAGUGCAGCUGCAAAGUGAAAAUGGGAAGAGGCUCACACAAGUGAAUCCCCGUUCCGUUGGCGAGUGGAAGAACCAGUUAGAGGGGAACCACGGAAAGCAUCUCCCCCAGGGGGAUGCAAUAAUCGCGAAAUAUGCACCACAUGGUAGUGGUAAAAGUAACGUGAAAAGGGAGCGACUCCCUGCAAAAAGCCAAAAGGGUGAAAUGGUGAUGGGAUCAACUACAUGCCAAUCGGGGGGCGGACCCGUCUGUAAAGGGAAUGAAAAAGUGGAAGAGGGCAAAAGGAGAAAAAGAGGCAAAAUGGUAGGAAGCGCAAACAGUAUAUGCAUAGGGGGAGAAAAGAACGAAUCGUUCGGGGACACCCACACGAAAGACAAGAAGGAAGAAGAGUCAUCCCCCGUGAAAAGCCUCCUAGUGUUCGACGAAAUUACGAACACAUGGAACAUCCUGUGGAAGUACGGAGGCGUAUCGAUUAUAAAAAGCUACAGCAUAGAUGCCGGCGGUUCUGCAUCUAGGCAUGUAGCUCUGAACGAUCUGCAAAGCAUCAACAACCUGUAUGGUGAAGUAACCACCGGUGUGGACAACGUCACUCCUGAGAAAACGUGGGAUCUCAUGAGAAAUAAGAUUUACAAAAAAUUUGGAGACAAAUACUUUUUUAUAGGAAAAGACGAUGAUCGGAUGAAUGGAAAUAUAAGCGAGAAAAAGAACAAAACGCAAGAGUUGCAAUAUGGUAAAUCAGACGUGAGUAUUGAAUCCAUCGCUGAAUUUGUCUUGAAAAUGCGAAAGAAGCUAAGGGAGGCACAAAACGAUGGGAACCGUGUUAAGUGUGAACAGAUUUGCAGUAUGGGUCAUGAUACAAAAGGAGAAAGUGGGAAAAGUUUCAACGUCGAACGGAAAAGUGUUAUUCCAUUUGGCCAAUCAAGUGAGGAUUCAUCUCUCAAGUGCGAAAAGGAGAGGAAGUUUAGAAAGGGUCGAAGCAAUGAAGGGGGUUCUGGGCAGGAGAAAGAAGGUGCCGUUCAGAUAGGCGAAACGGAAGAGACCCCAACGAGGCAGUCGAAAGGGAAAGAAGGACUGACCUUGAGGAGACCCACAGGGCAAGUGCCAACGGCAAAUGCGGAGGAACGGAGAGAACUGAUGCGAAGAAGACAAGAAAAGAAAUUGAAGGAAGAGCUAGCACGGAAAGAAAGAAAACUACGCAGAGAAGAAGAAAAGGAAAAAAAAAUCCAAAUGAAGGAAGAGAAAAAGAGAAUGAGAGAAGAAAAGAAAAAACUGAAAGAGCAGGAAAAGAUAAAAAUGAGGGAAGAGAAAGUUAACUUAAGAAAGCUAAAAAAGUUGGAAAAGUGGGAAAAUUCAGAAAGGCUGAAGAGGUGGAAAAAAAUGAAAAAGUUAGAAAGGAUGGAAAAGCUAGGCAGAUUAGGGAGGCGGGAAAGGAUAGAGAGGCAGGAAAAGCUGGAAAGGCAGGGAAGGUUAGACAAGUUGGUAAUGAUGGAAAGUUUAGACAGGACGGAAGGACUGAACCCCAAGGGGAAGUCAACCCAGGUUGAUCGGACUGAUCGGGUAGACAGCGUGGAUCCCAUCAUUGAGGAUGGGAGAACCACCAAAGGGAACACCUCUGCAAGCAAGUUGAACUCCUCCCCCGGGAAGGAUGAAGGCAAUAGCCCAGAUCGUUGCAACAAACUGGGGGAGACCAAUUCCACCCCCGAUUUGGUCGCAAGUGUCUUGAAAAUUUCACUACAGGAGGAGGAAAGGAAAAGACUCUUUCUGGAGAAGAAGCAAAAAGUGUUGAAGGUAAUGCGGAAGAAUGUCCUUGUUCAGGGGAAAGUCUACCUGGACGGAGGCUACGGUGAUGAUGCAAGUGGGGGUGAAGGAAGAGAUGAAUGUGAAAAUUUUGGAGAUCACGCUUCGCCGGGGAAUACGGGCAGUUGGGUAGUCUCGUGGGUCCUCUACGGAAGGACGUGCAGGAAGAGGUUCCCAAUUGAAGAUUACGGUUUUGAGGAAGCCAAGCAGAUGGCGGAAAAGUACAAAAGGGACCGAGUGAAUUUUAUCCUAAAUAACGUAUCUGAAUAUGAUACCUACGUUAGGGAAGUUCUGAGCAGCGAUCCGGAAGAAGGCAGCAGGUUGGAUGCAUGCACAUUGGUGGCAUCCCAAGAACAACUACACCAUGAACAGCUGAUUGAGUUUUGCUGCGGGUUGCUGAAAAACCCCGUAAGUGAAGAACACUGGAAAAACAAGGUAAAAUGGAUACAAAAUAAAAAAAGCUGGAAUAUUGAAAUUGUGAAAAAAGAACAGAAUAAAUUUAUCAGAGAAAAAAUCUAUUAUUCAGAAGAAAAGUAUGGCUACAUAAUUGGCAAGUGUAUAGCUGUCUAUGACUACCUGAACGCAGAACACAAACUUCUGAAAAAUUACUUCGACGUGAAUGUAGCCAAUUUACAGUACGAUAGUAAAAGACAUGCUUGGAAAAUUUCUAGAUACGUUCCUAAUCAGCUGAAUAAGAAAAAUUAUUAUUUUGACGUGGGUGUGUAUGGGUGGAUGUAUUCUAGGAAGCUGGGUCUUCUGUUGGCCAUUUAUUUGAAUACAAGGAGACCACUUAAAGGUGAUGAGGAGACGCUAAGUAGGAGCUGCUCUUUUGUGAGGCAUCUUCAGGAGGAUUCCGUGGAGGGGAGCAGAUACCUUUUUCGAGAGAACAGUGUGGGGGAAGAUCACUCUAAAAGGGUGGAAUCUAAUUUUCACGAUGACGUAAUUGAAGGGGCGGAUUUGCCCUCACCCAGUGGGCAACAUAACCCCUGCAAGGAAAAGAGCGUAAGACAUUUUCAUGCAAAUGUAGUUGUGGAGGACAAUGAAGUAGGCAACUCCUUCGAUGGUACGUGCGAAGGGGGGUCACCAACUAGCAGCAUCGUGGUCAACCCCGGGGAGGAAGAAAAAAAGGGGUACUUGAACGCCCCGUGUGGGUCCCCGGACGGAGCUUCGGAAGAUGGUCAUCCUGUGAAGAUGGAUCGGGGGAGCAGGGGGGAGGUCAAACGAGGGCGGAAGCGAAAAAAGAAAACGAACGCCGAAGAGGAGCGAACCAUGAAUUGCGGAACGGAUGAUGAAGGUCCGACAAACAAAAGGAGACACUCCCAGAAUGAAGAAGAAAAAAUGAAAAAUAAAACGACACAAAACGGAAACGACUUGAAAAAGUUGUACGAGACGGUCCACAACAGAAAGUACUGCCAGCUGAAGGAAAUGCACACAUGUGGUGAGAAGGAGCUAUUAAAUUUUCUCUCCAAUGAAAAGGAUAGAGCCUUGUUCCUGAUGGAAGACAUACACAUCCAAGGGGAAGACGAGCACUAUUUGGUGAACAUUUUGGAAAAUUAUUACUACUACAAUUUGUGCCGGAAAAUGCUCAAAGUGAGGAAGAAACUUUCCAUGUGA